This is a messenger RNA of Solanum pennellii, 1007 nucleotides long. Its product is annotated as superoxide dismutase [Cu-Zn], chloroplastic. Lineage: Eukaryota; Viridiplantae; Streptophyta; Magnoliopsida; Solanales; Solanaceae. Bases 89 to 742 code for a protein of 217 amino acids. The record is from RefSeq and is a predicted model, not a curated record. Gene Ontology annotation, biological process: removal of superoxide radicals. The transcript has 8 exons. Gene Ontology annotation, molecular function: superoxide dismutase activity; copper ion binding.
AAACCCCAUAAAACUCAAAAUAUAAAAUCUUGUUUCUCUGCUAUCUAAAACAUUAUCAUUUUAUCAAUUCAUCAUUGUGGCAGCAGCCAUGGCCGCCCACUCAAUCUUCACCACAACCAGCACUACCAAUUCUUUCUUAUACCCAGUUUCUUCUUCUUCUUCUUCCCCUAACAUUAACUCUUCUUUCCAUGGUGUUUCACUUAAUGUUAAGUCAAAAUUUGGCCAAUCUUUGACCCUUUAUGCUGUCACUACCCCUAAACCCCUUACUGUUUUUGCUGCUACUAAGAAAGCUGUUGCUGUCCUUAAGGGCAACUCUAAUGUUGAGGGGGUUGUCACUCUAUCUCAAGAUAAUGAUGGUCCAACUACGGUUAAUGUUCGUAUAACUGGACUUGCUCCUGGACUUCACGGGUUUCAUUUACAUGAAUAUGGUGACACUACAAACGGGUGUAUGUCUACAGGAGCCCAUUUUAAUCCGAAUAAAUUGACACAUGGAGCUCCUGGAGAUGAAAUCCGUCAUGCGGGUGACCUGGGAAACAUAGUGGCCAAUGCCGAUGGCGUGGCUGAAGUGACACUUGUAGAUAAUCAGAUACCAUUGACCGGUCCAAACUCAGUUGUUGGAAGAGCACUUGUAGUUCAUGAGCUUGAGGAUGACCUCGGAAAGGGUGGCCAUGAACUCAGCCUUACCACUGGCAAUGCUGGUGGACGAUUGGCAUGCGGUGUGGUUGGUUUGACUCCAAUAUGAAGUAAAUGCAGCAGCAACAACAGCUCUUUUGUCGGAACUAUAAUGAGUGAACGUAUUUACCCUCCUCUCCGGGUUGCCAAUAAACCUCUACAUGAAUGUGUAGUGAGAAAUUCUUUGAUGAACUAAAUUUGAACUUGUAUGUACACUUGCCAAAUGUAGUGCAACACUUUUUUGCUUCAAAACUGUAAUUGGAGUUGGCUAUUUACCAUCCUUGUGUUUUGGCUAUCUAAAGUUACACUCAAUUAACUAAGUGUUGUCUUGGAUU